AUGUGGAGGAUGGAUACUGUUAGAGCUCUCUUUAAUCCAAUGGUAGCUGAUGAGAUCCUCAAGAUUAGAGUGCCUUUUGAGCCCUAUAAAGAUAAAUGGAUAUGGAUAGAGGAAGCCAAUGGCUGUUUUAAGGUAAAGAGUGCUUAUAGGCUAUUCCAGGCAAUUAACUCGAGGGAAGUGGUAGAAACUUCCAAUCGGGUCCAGGAAAACUACAUGUGGAAGAGCUUAUGGAAAAUGCAUGUGCCUCAAAAGAUCAAGAACUUUGCAUGGCGUGCUUGCAAAAAUAUUCUCCCUACCCUCACAAACUUGAGACACCGAAACAUGAUAGUGGAAGAGGGUUGCAGUUUCUGUUUACGGCUCCAACAACAGCAAAGUUUCAAGGAAAAUGUGAAGAUAGUACUGGACAAUGGUACUGAAGCUGACCUUGCUUUAUUCUUUGUAUUAUGCUGGGGUAUGUGGUAUAGAAGGAACAAACAUAAGAUGGAAGGGGAGAGGGUAACACCUAAUGCAGCAGCUAACAUGGCCAUGUCCCUGCACAAGUCUUUCACUGAACUUAAAAAUCUAAAUGCAACUGUUGCGAGGAAAUCAUAUAGGUGGAAACAUCCACCACCCGAGUUCCUAAAACUAAAUGUUGAUGGGGCAACUUUCAUAGAGUAUAGGAAGGUCGGCAUUGGCUUGAUCCUGCGUGACAGCACUGGCACGGUUGUGAUGGCAGCAACAAUUUCAGAAACGGAAGUGAAUGACCCAUCCACCAUUGAGCUGUUAGCCAUACUGAGGGGUAUGCAAAUGUGUAUCCCUCUGGGCAUCCCGAAACUAAUGGUAGAAUCUGAUUGCUUAAUGCUUGUUAAUGAAUUACAGUCCUCACAGGCACCAUCAUCGGUAAACAGCAACUUAGUUAUGGAAGUAAAAAAUCUGAUGAGUUGUUUUCAUGAAGUACUUUUUGAGCAUGUAAACCGAACGUGUAAUGGAGUGGCUCAUGUUUUAGCCAGGUAUGCUUGGAACGUGUGUGAUGUUCAGAUGUGGUGGGGUUCGGCCCCAGCUUUUGCUGGUCAAGCCUUAUGGUUUGAUCAUGCUGAUUUGUAA
Messenger RNA from Carya illinoinensis, 1083 nucleotides. RefSeq lists its product as uncharacterized. Gene Ontology annotation, molecular function: RNA-DNA hybrid ribonuclease activity; nucleic acid binding. The record is from RefSeq and is a predicted model, not a curated record. The transcript has 2 exons. Lineage: Eukaryota; Viridiplantae; Streptophyta; Magnoliopsida; Fagales; Juglandaceae. Bases 1 to 1083 code for a protein of 360 amino acids.